Molecule: messenger RNA, 816 nt
Organism: Acanthosepion pharaonis
Lineage: Eukaryota; Metazoa; Mollusca; Cephalopoda; Sepiida; Sepiidae
Source: the annotation of a GenBank genome assembly
AUGGUGAAUCAGUUCAUCGAGGAAGAGGGUGUGUUCAAAGCUUUAUGUUUAUUUCUCUCUCUCUCUCUCUCUCUCAAACUCUCCCUCGCUCUCACUCUAUCUCUCUCACUUACUCCCUUUCUCUCUCUCUCUCACUCUCUGUUUUUCUCUCACUCACUUUUUCACUCUCUCUCUCUCUCUCUCUCUAUUUCUUUUUUGCCAAUUCUUCUUCUUUCCCUCGAUUUCUGUUUUUGUUUUUUCCCUACAUUUUUCUUUAUUUUUUUCUCUUUCACUACCUUCUAUCUCUCUCUCUCUCUCUUUCUCUCUCUCUUUCUCUCUCGAUUUUUCUCUUUCUCUUUUUUCUCUCAAUUCUUCUCUCUCUUUAUUUUUAUUUAUUUUUCGUUCGAUAUUUUUCUCCCCCGUUUCUCAUUUUCUCUUUCUUUCGCUCUCUUUCUCUCUAUUGCUUUUUCAUUUCUAUCCCUAUCUUUAGUGCUCUUCCAAUCUUUUUCUCUCUCUCUUUUUCUUUACUUCUCUCUCCUUCUCUACUUUUUUCUCUUUCGAGGUGAUUUGUCUUCUCUCUAUCUCUAUCACUUUCUCUCUUUCUUUCUCUUUUUUUCUCUGUCUCUCUUUUUUUCUCUUUCUCUCGCCUCUUUCAUAUUUGUUUCUCUCUGGUCCUUUUUCUCUCUAACUCUCCUAUCGCUCUCUCUCUCUCUCUCUCUCUCUCUCUCUGGUAAGGAUCGGGUACCAUGUUAUGUUCUGCAGUCAGAAAAUGUCUCUUUUAAAUCAACUGAAUCAAUUUUGAAUCAUAAUUUGAUAAACAUCGAGAAACUUGCCUAG